This is a messenger RNA of Aspergillus clavatus NRRL 1, 2634 nucleotides long. RefSeq names its product baculoviral IAP repeat-containing protein. NCBI's taxonomy places the organism in Eukaryota, Fungi, Ascomycota, Eurotiomycetes, Eurotiales, Aspergillaceae. The record is from RefSeq and is a predicted model, not a curated record. Bases 1 to 2634 code for a protein of 877 amino acids. The transcript has 4 exons.
AUGAUUCAUGAAAUGGAGACUUUCGCCGCCCGUCUGGCCAGCUUCGACCUGGUUCUCCAUCCAGAAAGACGGCGGACAUCAAGCGCAAAAGCCGUGAAGCCCAUUUCCUGGCCGCAUAGCAGGCCCUCACCAGCUGAUCUUGCGCACGCAGGCUUCUACUACAAUCCAUAUGAGACGAACCCGGAUAAUACGACAUGUUAUUUGUGUCAGCGCGCGCUCGAUGGAUGGGAAGCGGAGGAUAACCCGGUGACGGAGCAUCUUAAGCAUUCCCAAGACUGCGGAUGGGCUAUCAUGAUGGACAUUGAGCAACAUAGCUCGAAUCCCGCGGAGAUUGAGGACCCAACAAGCGACAACAUAGCACGGGCAAGACAAGCCACUUUUGGUGAACAGUGGCCUCACGAUGGGAAGCGGGGAUGGGUUUGCCAGUCUGAAAAGAUGGUGGAAGGUGGUUGGUACUUCUGCCCGACUGAGGAGAGCAAUGAUUUAGCCAGUUGCGCUUAUUGUAAACUGUCCCUGGACGGCUGGGAACCCAAGGAUGAUCCCUACGAUGAACAUUACCGACGCUCAGCCGAUUGUUCUUUUUUCGUCUUUGCACAGCCCCCCGGCAAGAAAUCGAAAGGAUCCCGAUCGAAGAAAUCGCGUGUCUCCAAGGCUUCAUCGCGCCUCUCAACUCAGUCUACAGUCUCUGAAGCACCCACAGUCGGGCUUGACGAUCCGAUGGACGGAGAUGAGAUACCUCAGCCAGUGGCCAAGACGAAAACAACGAAGAAGUCCUCCAAGUCUAAAUCAAAGAGCGCCAAGUCCAAGAAAGAUGACGCAGUGGACGUUGACAGCCAGAUGGAUGUGGACCCCGCCGAAUAUGUCGAGCCCGAGCAGCCGAAAUCGAAGCGAGCCAUCAGAGGCAAGAAGAGAACGAGCGAGGAAAUGGACAGAGACGAGUCGAACAUUGUGAUUCCCGAAACCGAUCGCCAUUCCGAACCGCCCGCUAAGGAGAGAGCAACCAAAUCACGCAACAGUACCGCUCAGCGAGAGGAGAGCGUUCAGAGAGACACCACCCCCACUGGUGAGCGCGAGGAGGAUGACAGGAUUUCCCGCGAAGAGGAAUCCAAGAAGGGCCGCACUACUACUAAGAAAAAGACAUCUUCUAAAGCUCGUAAGGUGUCAGAGACCUCAUCCCUGGCAAAGGCAGCUCUAGAAACCCAUGUAUCACAAGACUCUGAGAUUGACGCGGUGAUUGAGCCCAAUCUCGACAGGGUUGAGGCGAUGACCGAAGCAGCUCCUGCAGAGACACAACCGCUCCCGAAGAAAUCCAAAUCCAGGAAGAAAGCCAAGAAGACAGUUGAAGAGUCUCCCAAGGCGUCCUAUGAUGCCGUUGAUCAAUCUAUGGAGCAGCCGGUACCCUCGGAUGACGAUGAAUUUGUCUACAAACGAUCAAUCGAAGCUGAAAUACCGCUCGAAAAACCAAACUCUACUAAGUCUACAACCAAGUCAAAAUCCUUAAAAGAAACAAGGGAAUCCGAAGACAAAGUUUCCGAGCAGCCUAAACGUCGCUCAAAGUCACGCAAUGACACUGCAGAUGAUGAGCCUGAUCGCAGACAUGAAUCUUUUUUGUCUGUGGAGAUCACGACGAGAAAUACAGGGCUAGAUGUCAAAGACCAACCAACGGACGACGAGCCGCAGGUGAAGAAAGCAAAGAAGAAGUCCUCAACAGGUAAGACCAAGAAGACUAGUCAGGUCGAGGACUCAAACUCUUCCAAGGGUGAAAGCCGUGCGAGCGAGAGGUCGGAAACAAGAAACAGCCUCAAAAAACAGACAUCCCCACAACCAGACGAGCCUGUACCCGAACAACUCAUCGAGCAAGAUGCGCAAGAGUUGGAACAUCAGCCAGAGCAGGAGAUCGAGUCGGAGCAAGAACAGGAGCCGGAUUUCGCGCCAUCGCCGUCGCCAGAGCGAGAGCCACAGCCAGAGCAUACACCAGAUCUCAGCCAGUCGUCUGCCCGUCGCCGCUCAUCUAAAGUACCACCCAAGACAGUCGAAAGAUUUAGUGAUAUUUCGCAGGACAAACAAUUUGCAAAAUCCAUUGCGGAGACACGGACGCCGAAUUCCAACAAGACACCGCGGACUGGGGUGCACGUUGGGAUCCAGCGAAACGAUACCGUGUCCCCCCUUCCUUCCACAUCGAAGAGCACGCCUUCCUUGUCGCCGCAGUCCUCUGAUGCUGAAAACAAACCCCCCACUGUGAACCGAUCAGUAGCACGAGCUCCUCUAUCGUCGCCAUCCAAAGAGAAAGCAGUUCGCAUUCCUCUGGCGGCUAGCACACCCUCGCCAUCGAAGCGAAAUGCAAAUACCGGGCUAUUGAAGAGCGUACACCCAUGGACUCCUGUCAAUAUCGAUGAAGUCCUCUAUGCAUCAAUGAGCGAUAAAGAGAACACCGAUGUUGGAGCUGGUCUCAACAUCCUGAAAGGCGACCUUACUAGCCCUGAGAGGAAGAUGACAGUCGAAGAAUGGAUUUUCUGGAACGCUAAGAACGGCGAAGAGAAGCUCAAGCGUGAAUGCGAAAGACUGGUUACUCAAUUUGAGAAGGAAGGUGCUCGAGCGAUGCACGCACUGGAAGGCAUUGAAUGUAUUGAUUGA